Molecule: messenger RNA, 865 nt
Organism: Camellia sinensis
Lineage: Eukaryota; Viridiplantae; Streptophyta; Magnoliopsida; Ericales; Theaceae
Product: bacterial trigger factor
Biological process (GO): protein transport; protein unfolding; 'de novo' cotranslational protein folding
Molecular function (GO): protein folding chaperone; ribosome binding; peptidyl-prolyl cis-trans isomerase activity
Source: RefSeq, a predicted model, not a curated record
AUGGAAAGGCUCACCGUAACACUCUGUGGAACCAUGACUCAUGAAGCUUAUAUCUCAACAUCAUCAGAGAGAGAGAGAGAGAGAGGGAGAAGACUGAAAGAGGAUAUGGAAGUAGCCUUUAAGACCCUCUUCUUGGGUUUUAACUCUAAGAUAAUAAGGCCCAAGCAAAAUGUAGAUGUCCUCAUUCCAAAUCUUUCUUCAAAAAGAGAAAGCUUCCCCCUUCAGAUGAGAUACAAUGCCAUAAAAUUUCGUGAAAGGGCAUGCACCAAAAAUUUGCUUGCUGUUUGUGCUGUGUCAUCUGGUGCAAAGACAAGUGUAGAAGAUAAUGAAGUUUUGUCUUCUCAGUUGCAAGACUUCUCAGUUGCUGCAAGUGGUACUAGCAAGGCCAGUGAACUAAAGAUAAGCGUGGAGGUAUCGGGCACUAAAACUCAAUCAAUUUUUGAUGAUGUGUUCUCCAAAAUGGUUGCUGAUGCUCAGCCAAUUCCAGGCUUUCGAAGAUUAAAAGGAGGAAAAACACCUGAUAUACCUACAGAGAUCCUCUUACAAGUUCUUGGACCUUCCAAAGUUUACAAGCAAGUGAUCACGAAAGUAAUUAAUUCUACCAUAGCUGAAUAUGUAGAAAAGGAAGGUUUGACUGUAAGUAAAGACUUGAGAGUUGAGCAGAGCUUUGAAGAUCUUGAAGCCAUGUUUGAACCUGGUGAUCAGUUCAGCUUUGAUGUUGUUGUUAAGCUUCAAGAAUUGAACUGAAUAAUUACUCAACCUUGAUUAUCAUAUAUUUGAAUUAUGUUCAAUUUGAGAAAUGGUCACUUUGUAUUGGAUUAGGACAUUUUUGGUAAUGGCACAAUGGUUCAAACAAUUGAUGCAA